CGGCACACUGACUUAGCUGUCGUUUCUCUUUCUUGUUUAUCCUUUAACUCAAUUUAUUUUUGCUUGCAUUCUGCAACUUAGGGUUAGGGUUUUGCAUCGCAGAACAAUCAUGUCAGGAAGAUCAAAUGGUUGCACUAUUUACAUAGGAAAUUUGGAUGAAAGGGUAAGUGAUAGGGUUCUGUAUGACAUUCUAAUUCAAGCUGGGCGGGUAGUGGACUUGCACAUUCCUCGGGACAAGGAAUCCGGCAGGCCCAGGGGUUAUGCUUUUGCAGAAUAUGAAAAUGAGGAGAUUACCAACUAUGCUGUUAAGCUUUUCUCUGGUCUCGUGACUCUACAUAAUCGUACCCUAAAGUUUGCAGUAUCUGGGCAAGACAAGCCUUCACCUAGUAGUAGUGCAAUCACUUCAUCAUCAAAUAUAUCUCAUAAAUCAAGGUCGCAGAUUGUUCCAGGUUAUUCUAAUGAAAUAUCUUCAUAUUCCAAUCGCUUGUCAAACUCGUGCAGGUUUUCUGCAUACCCAGAGAACCAUCUAGAAGCGCCUCCUUACCCUGGGUUAGUUAACCAAUCUAAUGGGUAUGGAUCAAAUUCGGAUCACCACAAUAACCAAUACAGUCAGAGAUAUUCUGGGACAAAUUUGGAUAGCUUUAACCAUCCUAAAUCACGCCGCCAUGAUACGAGUUAUCCAGUAUACUAUCCUCCUUAUGAACUUUUGAACUAAGGCAGCUAGCGCAUACCAUUUUGGUUAAUCUUAAUGGUGUCCUAAGUCUUAGGAUAAGUUGGAUCUCUUAGUUGGAUGCAGAAGGUUUAGUAGAAAUGACAUGGUAUUUGCUAUGGGCAUACUGGUUCAAUAUAUUGUCAUUUUGUAGGUGUAUGUAUUUGUAUGAUUUAGCUGUGUUGUUAUAGUUGAUGCUCUAAUUAAAGUAUUGUAAUCUAUUUGAUUAAAUAGUCAGAUUUUCUUCAACUCCAGUUUAAUGUAAUGGGAGUAUAAAUGAUAUUUUUCAUGGUGACUGCAAGGAAUAGCCUUUUGUUUUGUGUAUAUUAAAUAUUUAUUUUUCUUUGAAGUGU
Cucurbita maxima (winter squash) is the source of this 1062-nucleotide messenger RNA. RefSeq names its product RNA-binding protein 7-like. The transcript is spliced from 4 exons. The record is from RefSeq and is a predicted model, not a curated record. Gene Ontology annotation, molecular function: RNA binding. NCBI's taxonomy places the organism in Eukaryota, Viridiplantae, Streptophyta, Magnoliopsida, Cucurbitales, Cucurbitaceae. Bases 110 to 715 code for a protein of 201 amino acids.